Messenger RNA from Talaromyces amestolkiae, 1017 nucleotides. RefSeq lists its product as uncharacterized. Gene Ontology annotation, cellular component: mitochondrion. The record is from RefSeq and is a predicted model, not a curated record. Lineage: Eukaryota; Fungi; Ascomycota; Eurotiomycetes; Eurotiales; Trichocomaceae. The transcript is spliced from 2 exons. Bases 1 to 1017 code for a protein of 338 amino acids. Gene Ontology annotation, molecular function: GTP binding.
AUGUGGAAACCUCAUCCAACCUCACCAUACAGACUCUGCCAAACUCUCCUCUCACAACAACAACGAUGCCAUCUCCAAACCCUCUCUCCAAACCUCCAGCACACCAACCCGAACAAUAAACCCACAACCUCAACAGCUCAUCGCACAUCCUUUGACGACCUCCAACCCACCGACCUAGCAGCCUACUGGGAUACCCAACCGCCGAAUUCCACCCAACUUAAAUCCGCCUCCCGCUUCUUCGCGCACACCCGCCACUCCCCCGUCAAACUAUACUCCGCCGCGCAAUUCCGCACCAUCCCCCACGACAGCCGGGAACCCGAAGUCGCAUUCCUUGGGAAAACGAACGUAGGCAAAAGCUCACUCAUAAAUGCGCUUGUGGACCACGAAAUAUGUCGUUCGGGCGACAAACGCGGGAAAACCACGGAGAUGAACGCGUACGGAAUUGGAGGUACGAAAGGCGGGGAGUCCAAGAUUGUGUUGUUAGAUAUGCCCGGUUACGGCACCGGGAGUAAACUUGAGCAAGGGGAGGAGAUAAUGAAGUAUUUGCAGAGGCGGAAACAAUUGCGCCGAACAUUCAUCCUCUUGGACCUCCGCCACGGCAUAAAACCAGGCGACCAACAAAUCCUCACUCUACUACGCCAAUACGCCAUCCCGCACCAAAUCGUCGUCUCCAAAGUCGACAGACUACUCUGCGACAGAGUCCAAGACCUCAAACACUGGCAUUCCAACCAAAUAGUGCGAAACUCCAAACUGGCAAAACUGCAAAUUGACCUUGAUGCGCUACGGGCGAUGGAUCAGAUACCGUCAGACUCUAACCCGAGUGAUCCACAGUAUGAGUUUGCGGUGAGAUUGAAGGAGACAAAGGGUCCGCCGCCGUUGGGAGAGAUUAUAUGUGUUAGUGCCAUGAAGGAUGUGGCGAGGAAUUUGAAGAAGAGCCAUCUCAAUAUUGACGCGUUGAGGUGGUCGAUUAUGCAGGCUACAGGUUUUGAUGGGAGCUUUGAGGGAGUAUGUCCAUGA